Messenger RNA from Rhineura floridana, 3099 nucleotides. RefSeq names its product beta-1,4-galactosyltransferase 7 (gene B4GALT7). The coding region runs from base 176 to 1147 and encodes 323 amino acids. The transcript has 6 exons. Gene Ontology annotation, biological process: carbohydrate metabolic process; proteoglycan biosynthetic process. Lineage: Eukaryota; Metazoa; Chordata; Lepidosauria; Squamata; Rhineuridae. Gene Ontology annotation, molecular function: xylosylprotein 4-beta-galactosyltransferase activity. The record is from RefSeq and is a predicted model, not a curated record.
AAACUGGAGAGUCUCAGCUUUAGACGAGUAUCUGUCCUCGCCUAGGAACAAACAUUAGACGGAACAGCCAGUAAGGAGCGCGUUUCCGGAGGAGCACUCUAGUCGACGGACCUGGUGUCCAAGCCAACGUGGCCCGGGUGGCCUGGGUGGGGAGUCUUGCCGGCAAGGCAGUAGAAUGUUCCCGUCCCGGCGCAAGUCUGCUAUGUAUCGUCGAGCGGUUGGUGGGUUCUGCUGGCUACUCGGCAUCCUGCCCAGGAAAUGCUCUCUCUUUCAACUCUUUUUCAUUGCUCUAUUGCUGGGGUUUCUCUCCCUGUUGUGGCUGCAGCAUAGUUGCUCAGGGGAUGUGGCUGGAAGUCAAAGAGCUGAGGCUACACUGCCUCAGAAACCCUGCACAUUUGAGUCUCUACCUCAGCUUCCUGAUGACCCAUCAUGGGGAACCCACCGUCUGGCAGUGUUGGUGCCUUUCCGGGAGCGCUUUGAAGAGCUGCUGGCAUUUGUGCCCCACUUACAUCACUUCCUCAGUAGGAAGAAAAUUCGCCAUCAUAUCUUCAUACUCAACCAGGUGGAUCAUUACAGGUUUAACAGAGCAUCGCUGAUCAACGUGGGCUUCCUCGAAAGUGGCAAUGACACAGACUACAUUGCCAUGCACGAUGUGGACUUGCUACCUCUCAAUGAGGAAUUGGACUACAGCUUCCCAGCUGCUGGCCCUUUCCAUGUGGCAUCGCCUGAGCUGCACCCUCUCUAUCACUAUAGCACCUAUGUAGGUGGCAUCUUGCUGCUCACCAAGCAGCACUACCGAAUGUGUAAUGGAAUGUCAAACCGCUUCUGGGGCUGGGGCCGGGAGGAUGAUGAAUUUUAUCGCCGCAUUAGAGGAGCUGGACUUCAGCUCUUCCGGCCCUCAGGAAUUACAAGUGGAUAUAAGACAUUCCAACAUCUGCAUGACCCAGCUUGGCGCAAGAGAGACCAGAAGCGCAUUGCUUCUCAGAAGCAGGAGCAGUUCAAGGUGGACCGUAAUGGAGGCUUGACUAACCUCCAAUACAGAGUGGAGUCACGUACUCGAUUGAGUGUGGCAGGAGCUCCCUGCACAGUCCUCAACAUCUUCCUAGAAUGUGACUCCAAUGAGACUCCCUGGUGCGCAUUCAGCUGAGCUGACUGUAAACUAUAGUGUCGCUGCUGCAUCAGCUGGUUACUAGAAUUGUGGUUAGACUCUCCAAAGGCAGAUUCUUCUGCAGGAACCAACAACAAGGCAUAGAUGCCUGUGGGUCCAGUGGUUAAAAGAAAGGGGCUGAGGAUCCACAUCAGGUGGCAGGUUAUAUGCAGGGCAUUGCCUCCAUGUGGAUACAGUCAAGGUGACAAUGAAUGCAAAGAUGCUGGCAAGGUAAAAUGGGCUGAGUCCCUGUUCACACUGCCUGCCAUUCAGAAGGAUGUUGACUUGGCAACUUACAUCUCAACAAACUGGGGGGAAAUUGAGACUAAGAGACAAAUCUGUGGCUGAAUCAUCCUGGCUAUAUCAGGCAGGGCUGCAACACCAUGUGGUAAAGGAGUGUGUGUGUGUGUGUGUUAGAGUUAUAGACUUCUUUGAGGGAGCUUUCUGCCCAGACUGAUACUUAAAGGACUUUACAGAAUCAGUAAUUGGUGAAAUUGUUGGAAGUUGGCUUCUCUCAUAUGCUGAAAUAUGCAUAGAGACCUGUUCUCCCGCUAAGUGGACAUACUUUGGCUCAAAGAGUAGCAUCACUUACCGCCUUACCUAAGCUCAUCAAGGUAAGGGAUCUUGCUGUUUGGCUCUUUGGGACUGUAAAAGUUGUUGGCUUGUUCCAAUAAAGCUAUUAAAACAAGUGGCUCAUGGAGGGAUAUCAUAGAAUGUGUAUGUGAGUGCAUGCACAUAGGUGUUGCUGUAAGCAGCAGGAGGUUUUUUUGAUUUGCAGCUUCUCCCUUUUCCUGCCCAUGCAACUUUCUAAUUCUGCAAUCCAAAAUCCAGCUCUAAACCCAUUCUGAUCUAUGAUUAGCUUUGAUCUUGCCUGGCCCUUCUUAACACUAAAGAAACUUACCACACAUGCAUACCCAUAUAUUGUCUGAAUAUGAUGCAUUUGUACACUCUGGCUAUUCCAAUAAGUCUUCUUCAUCAAGAGAGAGAGAGACAAAGUCAAACUCCCAACAUCAGGAACCCAGGCCAAAACACCUACGAAAGAACUGAUAGCUCCUAUGCAGCUGCAUCCGGCAUCUGUGGAAGUGCCUGGUCGCAGAGCUGGGUGUGGCAGUACUGGUGGUCUGCUGAAGGCUCACGGUAGACAUAUGAAGGGUCUGUGCCCGUGGUGGGAUGUCACUGGGCCCUGCAACAUGGAGAGGUGGAAGAGAUGCUUGCCAAGCCUCCAUAGAAAUGCCUGCUGCCUCUGGAUUCCUCUCCUCUUUCAGAGGCUUAGAUUUUUUCUUGGGCUGUUGGGUAAAUAUGCUGCUGAACUGUUCCAAGGUACUUGGAUGUUCAGACUGACUGGUAUAAGCUGUAUUGGCUGCCAGGUUCAUAGCAUCAGGGAAAAGUUCCUUGUAGUCCCAUGAGAUGAGCUUUUGCAGCUGAGUUUUGGAUGUAGCUUUUUUCCCAGCAGAUAUUGCUGUAAGGGGAGGAGCCAAAGGGUUACACAGUUGUGAUUUUUUGGGCCUAAAAGACAGUUUCUGCUUAACAAAACCUUACUUUAAUUGUUUGCAGCUGAGAAGAUGAUGUUUGAGUACAUGUGACAUCAUAGAACUGUGUGAAAAAAUAUCUCAUAAUAAAAGACGUGGAUGUCUUAAGGAACCUGUUUCCUGAAUCGACUACACAGUGCAGGAUCUGAAUUUUUUAAAAUCAGACACCCCUCUUCCAUUAGAUACAGGGAAAUCAAAACUAACUUUCAGCAGGCGUUCCAGUGUUGUGUCCUCAGCAACUUCCUGUUCCUUCCCCUGAUGUCUUGCCUUUUAAAUGUGCUGGCUCCCACUCUGUCUGCUUCUGUACUAAUGUAGUCAUUGUCUAAAUCUUACAAACAAUCCAUUGUGUAGUCAAGUAAUACUAAUCUGUAUAACUUAUUCUGAGUGCCAAAACUAAGUUCCCUUAGCACAUAUUUCCCCACC